Molecule: messenger RNA, 3188 nt
Organism: Ictalurus punctatus (channel catfish)
Lineage: Eukaryota; Metazoa; Chordata; Actinopteri; Siluriformes; Ictaluridae
Gene: septin2
Product: septin 2
Biological process (GO): cell division; cilium assembly; cytoskeleton-dependent cytokinesis
Cellular component (GO): septin ring; cell division site; microtubule cytoskeleton
Molecular function (GO): molecular adaptor activity; GTP binding; GTPase activity
Source: RefSeq, marked provisional
GGAGGAGAAACUGAGAACUUCCGCAAUCUGUGGAAUUCGCGGCGCAGCUUCGUGUCUCUGCUUCUCACGACUGAAAAGUCUCGGUUUUGGAUUACAGCUCAUCAUGUCUCAGGCUGAUAAAACGAAGGGGCAGUUCACCAACCCGGAGACUCCCGGCUACGUGGGAUUCGCCAACCUGCCCAAUCAGGUUCAUCGUAAAUCAGUGAAGAAGGGCUUUGAGUUCACACUGAUGGUGGUGGGUGAGUCUGGUUUGGGGAAGUCGACUCUGAUUAACAGUCUGUUCCUCACUGAUCUGUACCCAGAGAGGAUCAUCCCUGGGGCCGCAGAGAAGAUCGAGCGCACCGUGCAGAUCGAAGCCUCCACCGUGGAGAUCGAGGAGCGCGGAGUGAAACUGCGACUCACCGUGGUGGACACGCCCGGAUACGGAGACGCCAUCAACAGCCAAGACUGCUUCAACACCAUCAUUGCCUACAUCGACGAUCAGUUCGAGCGUUACCUUCACGACGAGAGCGGCCUGAACCGCAGACAUAUCGUGGAUAAUCGCGUCCACUGCUGCUUCUACUUCAUCUCUCCGCUCGGACACGGCCUGAAGCCGCUGGACGUUCAGUUCAUGAAGGCCAUCCACAACAAGGUGAACGUCGUCCCCGUCAUCGCCAAAGCCGACACGCUCACUCUGAAGGAGCGAGAGAGGCUCAAGCGCAGGAUUUUAGACGAGAUCGACGAGCACGGCAUUAAGAUCUACCACCUGCCCGAUGCCGAGUCGGACGAAGAUGAGGAGUUUAAGGAACAGACGAGGAUUCUGAAGACCAGUAUCCCGUUUGCAGUGGUGGGCUCUAACCAGCAGAUUGAAGCUAAAGGGAAGAAGGUGCGAGGGCGCCUGUACCCGUGGGGUGUGGUGGAGGUGGAGAACCCCGAACACAACGACUUCCUCAAACUGCGCACCAUGCUCAUAACCCACAUGCAGGACCUACAGGAAGUGACUCAGGACCUGCACUACGAGAACUUCCGCUCAGAGCGCCUGAAGCGAGGCGGCAGGUUGUCCUCCCACGGUUACAUUCUGCCUCUUUCGCCUGCUGGCAGGAAGGUGCCGGAGCCAGAGGAAAUGGACAAGGACAUGAUCCUUCUGGAGAAGGAGGCUGAGUUGAGGAGGAUGCAGGAGAUGAUUGCGAAGAUGCAGGCACAGAUGCAGAAGCAGGGUGACGGAGAAGCAGAAGGGCAGCACGUCUAAACCACUCGAGGUGCAGAGCUGUGGAGUGAGAGCCGAUCCGAGACACAGAGAAAGAGAGAGAAGUAGAAGAGAAGAAUAAAAGAGAGACGUGUCUGGUGUCUCGUCACGUCUCGCUGUAUUUUACACUUUCUUAGUUUUUUCUACUCUUCCUUGGGAUAAAAGUUUAGUUAUUAUUAUUAUAAUUAUUAUUAUUUUUUGUAAGCAGUAUUAUUAUUAUUAUUACUUUUUCUGUCUAUCCACAGUGACAUGUACCGAUAUUAGUUACUUGACAAUUGCCUAAACUUCUUUUCACGGUUUACGAUAUUAUCACGAUGUUUUACAUGUCAUCGUAGUUCCUGCUCUUGGUUUCUGUGGGAUUUACGGAAAAAGACGUCCUCGAUGCCACUUUUACAUGUUUAAAGUGUCCACAAUAACAAUUUAGUUUUAAAUUUCGUGAUAUAUAUCGCAUAACUGAUUAUCGGCACAUGAUCACGCAACAAGCUGUUUGUUGUUUCCUCGCACCAAAAUACUGACCUGUGUUACCUGUGUUCAUGAUUUGAAGAGUUGUAAGGGUUUUAAGGGUGUGUUUGGUAAAAGAAGGACAUUCGCCGCUUUAGUUCAAACUGCUAUUAAAAACAGAUUAGCUAUUAAAUUAAACUAGCUAAUGGUGAAAUUAUUUACAUUAUUCACAGAAACGUUAAUUCCACAGCACUCAACGUUGUUGGCCAUUUUGAAUUUUUUCAGAAAUGUGUUUAACGAUACAGAAAUUUAUCUUAAAAAUGUCUAAAAAAGUAGUAUCUCUUAGGCCAUGCCCUUAAGAGACAGUAGUACCACUUAGGCCACGCCCAUAAGACAGUAGUAACACUUAGGCUACACCCAUAAGAGACGGUAGUACCUGUACCAGCUUGUGCAACCUGCUCACUCUAGCUAGUAUCAGCUAAGUAACUAGCCUAGCUCAUGCUGUAGAUUACAUUUAUUAUUCUUAGUAAUGCCAAACAGUUAUUUUAGCUACAUUAACACUGGAAAUUGGAGACUCUGCAAGUCGUAAGACUCAUCUUCGACUCAUUUUGUCCUCCAUGUUUGAUUUUCACGUCCCCCGAAAAAAAACAUUUGACCUGAUGUAUCUCAGCCCUUUUCUGAAAAGAUCAACUUGUCAAACUUUUGGAAGCUGUAGGAAAAAGCUGCUGAUGGCCGUGCACAGCCUUACAGCCACCUUCAGAAUAUCUAGUGUCUGAUGCAGAGUUCCUUACUGCCGAUGUAACGUUAAUGUACCUGAGCAGGUGUUCGAGAGCAGCGUAAACACGUGGGAGUAGACCAGGCUGUGUGUUCACGAGCUCUGUGUGAUGGUCAUAACGUACGUGUGAACGCUGUCACCUGAAAAUGAUUAACGUAACGACUAGGCAUGUGCCAAAAUUAAAGGAAUAAUCCAUGUGCCCCAUUUUCCACUUUACGCCAAAUUGUAGUCUCGCAGCCAAGACGACUACACUUGGGUUUACAGGGAAAAUGCAGAUUAGUAGUUUUGUUGUUGUUUUUUUCCUGAUCUAUCCCUUUAAAAUUUCCUAAGUAACUGUAGUUCAUUAUAUUUUUUCAUUUUAAAAAAAGUAGACUGAAAUGUGUAGAGCUGUUUAGCUUAGCUUAGCUAGUUCCUUAUACUAGCUCCUGAGCUUCAGUGGUUUAUAGAGAAUUUUCUGAUAUAAAGACUGACUAUUGGCACGUGCCUGGGGAUGAUGUGAAGUUUUAAUCCUGUUUUCUUUGUUAAUGCAUGCUAAUUGAGUCCUUUGCAGUGUGUGUGUGUGUGCACUAUUCUGUAAUGUUUAAACCAUGCCGCUGUAUGACUUGUGAAAGUGUCUUCAUCUGGUGGUCCAGUUUCUUCCUUAGGAUCAGCUGUUACCAUUUUAGAGUUUUAUUCCAGAACUUUCUAAUAAACUUGCUCACCGUUAUCUUGAAAUAAAGUUUUUUUUUUGUCGUGUGGAUUCAGAAA